This is a messenger RNA of Mycotypha africana, 1677 nucleotides long. RefSeq lists its product as uncharacterized. Gene Ontology annotation, biological process: dGTP catabolic process. Gene Ontology annotation, molecular function: dGTPase activity. Gene Ontology annotation, cellular component: nucleus. The coding region runs from base 1 to 1677 and encodes 558 amino acids. The transcript has 7 exons. The record is from RefSeq and is a predicted model, not a curated record. Lineage: Eukaryota; Fungi; Mucoromycota; Mucoromycetes; Mucorales; Mycotyphaceae.
AUGGUUGAUCUACACUACAGCUUUUUGAUCAUAGUCCCUAAAGCUUCCUUACUUGACGCCAACAGAAAUGAGAAUUUGCUUGUGUAUCGAUAUACUUGUUUGGUAUCAACUGUGCUGUUGCAAGGAAAGAGUUAUGGCUCUGUAUCCCUUUCUUGUGGUUUCAUGUACCUGAGUGUAAGAGGAAGACAAAUGGCUAUCGAUGAUAUCGUGGAAACUUUUAAUGGAACAGGUUCAAUCAAUUCCACAACGUCAUUCCAGAAACAGUUUUCAGGAACUUUCUAUAACGGACAUAAAGUGAUCAACGAUCCGAUUCAUGGUCAUAUACUUUUGGAUGACUACACCGUUGAAUUCAUUGAUACACCUCAAUUUCAACGCUUAAGAGAUUUGAAGCAGCUGGGUGUAUUAUAUUUUAUCUUUCCAGGCGCAAGUCAUAACCGUUUUGAACAUUCAGUUGGUGUAUCUCACUUAGCAGGCACACUGAUAGAGAGAUUUGCCAGAGAACAACCAGAAUUAGAGAUAACGGACAAUGAGAUUAAAUGUGUCAAAUUGGCAGGCUCAUACUAUUCUCUCAGCUUAUGCCAUGAUUUAGGUCAUGGUCCUUUUAGUCAUGUUUUCGAUAAUUCAUUCAUGCCUUGCGCUCGUCCAAACUUUGCUUGGACACACGAACAAGGCUCUGAAAUGAUGUUAGAUUACUUGAUUGAUGACAACUAUAUUGACGAUAUUGAUAAAUCAGAUACGCAACUUAUCAAGGAUUUGAUUGCCGGCGAAUCUCGACAGCCUUCAAAGUACUCAGAACGUCGAUUUUUAUUUGACAUUGUAGCCAACAAAAAGAAUAGUGUUGAUGUUGAUAAAUUUGAUUAUAUCGAGAGAGACACUUACAAUAUGGGAUUACGUAGUUCUUAUGAUGCAAAGAGAUUACUGGUCUAUAGUAGAGUGAUCAACAAUGAAAUUUGCUAUCACCAUAAGGAAGUCUAUAACAUGUAUGAAAUGUUUCAUACACGGUAUAGUCUGUUCAAACAAAUCUAUACGCAUCGAGUUGGUAAAUCGAUUGAAUUGAUGAUUGUGGAUGCGUUAUUAUUAGCAGACCAGUACUUGAAGAUUUCAGAGUCUGUAGAUAAGCCAGAAGAAUACUUACAUUUAACCGAUGAUAUUCUACGUUCCAUUGAACGAUCCAAAUGCGAUGAACUCGCCAAAUCACGACAUAUUAUAAAGCAGCUACGAACAAGAAACCUCUACAAGUUUGUUGAUGAGUUCUUAAUACCGCCUGACCUUGAACCCUAUUUGACGAAGGAUGUAGUUACCGCUCAAGAAAUAGUGAAUCAUCAAACGGACAAUGCUGGGUUGGUUCAAGAGGACGUCAUUGUCAAUUUCUCAAAAGUCAACUAUGCUAUGAAUGAUAAAAAUCCUGUAGACUCCAUUCGUUUUUUCUCAAAAUUCAAUGACCAGGAUUCAUUUAACGUGCCUCAGGAUAAAGUAUCUUACAUGAUCCCUACGAAGUAUCAGGAUAUUCAUAUUAGAAUCUUUACAAGAAAUCCAAGUAAGAUGCGCUAUGUUCAGCAAGCGUUUAGAAGGUUUUUGGGUAAAAUAACCAAAAUAGAAACGGAUGCAAAUCCAACGGUUUCUGUACCUGAAGAUUAUCAGAAUUUGGUGUCAGCUAAAAGGCGACGCAAUUCGUAG